Myodes glareolus (Bank vole) is the source of this 1524-nucleotide messenger RNA. Lineage: Eukaryota; Metazoa; Chordata; Mammalia; Rodentia; Cricetidae. The record is from RefSeq and is a predicted model, not a curated record.
AUGAAGAAAGAAGAAGCUCUCUGGAAGCUGUGCAAGUCUGAGGGUGAAUCUGGUCCCUCUGAGAAGACCCCUUCAGAGGCCAAUGGAACUGGGUGGCAGGGAUCUAGAUACCACUUUUUUCUUGGCGCAUGUGCUCAAGCUCAUGUGCGUCCCCAGCGGACUGAACCUUGUAUGGCUUUUGUGGAGGUUUUACUUUUGUCUCAAGGAAUGGGUCGGCUCAUCGCUGGGGACGAGGAAAGGAGCCCAGUGCCAAAUUUGGCAGGAGCCUGGUGGCUGGUGCUCUUCCCCACCCUUUCCAGAGGCAGCUGCCUGCUGGGAGCUGGAGAAACAACACCAAAGACACACUGGUGUCGAAGAGACUCCCCGCUUAUGGGGUCAAAAGACAACCCAGGAGCUGAAGGAGGAACACAUUUACACAGCAAAGAGGAAAUCCGGACUGGUGAUAUGCCUCCACGGAAGCGACCUGAACAGGGUCCUACCACUUCCCCUGCCGGCAUUCUCAUCUGGUCAGUACAUGGACACACUGAGACAACCACUUUUUUCAUGCAAUUUGGCCGUAUUGGACGCCUGGUUACCAGGGCUGCCUUCACUUCUGGCAAAGUGGACGUUGUUGCCAUCAAUGACCCCUUCAUCGACCUCAACUACAUGAUCUACAUGUUCCAGUAUGACUCCACCCACGGCAAGUUAAAAGACACAGUUAAGGCUGAGAAUGUGAAGCUUGUCAUCAACAGGAAGGCCAUCACCAUCUUCCAGGAACAAGAUCCCGCCAACAUCAAAUGGGGUGAUGCUGGCACCGAGUAUGUUGUGGAGUCGACUGGUGUUUUCACCACCGUGGAGAAGGCUGGGGCCCACUUGAAGGGUGAGGCCAAAAGGAUCAUCAUCUCUGCCCCUUCUGCGGAUGCCCCCAUGUUUGUGAUGGGUGUGAACCAUGACAAGUAUGACAAUUCCUUCAAGAUUGUCAGCAAUGCUUCCUGUACCACCAACUGCUUAGCUCCCUUGGCCAAGGUCAUCCAUGACAACUUUGGCAUUGUGGAAGGACUCAUGACCACAGUCCAUGCCAUCACGGCCACCCAGAAGACUGUGGAUGGCCCCUCUGGGAAGUUGUGGCAAGACGGCCGCGGCACUGCCCAGAACAUCAUUCCUGCAUCCACUGACGCUGCCAAGGCUGUGGGCAGUCAUCCCAGAGUUGAACAGGAAACUCACCGCAUGGCCUUCCGUGUUCCUACCCCCAACGUGUCCGUCGUGGAUCUGACAUGCUGCCUGGAGAAAGCUGCCAAGUAUGACGACAUCAAGAAGGUGGUGAAGCAGGCAUCCGAGGGCCCACUAAAGGGCAUCCUGGGCUACACUGAGGACCAGGUUGUUUCCUGCGACUUUAACAGUGACUCCCACUCUUCCAUCUUUGGUGCUGGGGUUGGCAUUGCUCUCAAUGACAACUUCGUAAAGCUCAUUUCCUGGUACGACAAUGAGUUGGGCUACAGCAACAGAGUGGUGGACCUCAUGGCCUACAUGGCUUCCAAUGAGUAA